CUCAAAACCAUUCACUACAAUCAACUUCCAUCAUUCCACGGGCUUCCAAACGAAGAUCCACUCUAUUUUAUCCGUGAGUUCUAUAAUGUUUUACAAACUUUCCCACCCCAUGGGCUCAACGAAGACCAAUUGAAGAUGAGGUGUUUUCCCGAAACACUUAAAGACCGGGCUAAGGCUUGGUUUAUGACGCUUGCUCCCGACUCCCUCACUACUUGGGAGAAAGUGUAUUCGAAAUUCAUCGGGAGAUACUAUUCUCAUCAAAAGACACAAGAGCUCCGAUCUCAAAUUGUCUCUUUCGCCCAACAACCAAACGAGCCACUACAUGAGGCGUGGGAACGCUUCAAAGAUCUUCAACGGCAAUGCCCACACCACAAUUUUCCACCCGCUUUGUUGAUGAAUAGCUUCUAUGACUCUCUCCAUCAAAACUUUCAAUACAUGGUGGAUAAUGCGGCCGGUGGCGACAUAGGAGCAAAAACGGCUGAAGAAAUGAUGGAGAUUUUUGAGACGAUGAGUACAAACUCGUCUCAAAAGAGUAGCCGAGGAAAGAAGGCAAUGGUUCACGAGAUAGCACCCGGGCAAGAUAUGAUAGCUCAUCAAAUCGCCGAGCUUACGGAACAAAUGAGGCUACUUAAUGCAAGAAGUUUCCAAUCGGUACAAGCCAUGACGAUCGAAUCAUGCGGAACAUGUGGAGUACAUGGGCACCGUUCAGAAGUGUGCCCAUCCGCUUUCGACCAAGACUUCGGAGAGCCACAUAUUGAUGCCAAUGCUCUCCAAGGCUACCAAAACCAACCUGCAACGAGCACCAUGCACCAUGACUUACCCAAAAAGGAACGUGAUCCCGGGGGUUUCGUGAUUAAAAUAGCCCUCGGGAAUGAAAAAGAAGCUUCGGGAAUGCUCGACCUAGGAGCCGAAAUCAACCUUAUGCCGUUCUCAAUAUUCCAACGGCUCGGUCUCGGAGACUUAAGACCAACCCGUAUGUGCCUCCAACUCGCCGACCGUUCAAUACGAUAUCCAAAAGGAGUGGUGGAAGACGUGCUAGUUCAUGUGGGUAAGCUUAUUGUCCCCGUGGAUUUCGUUAUUCUUGACGUGGGCGAAGUGCAUGAGAAUGGGAAGGAUCACACCAUCCUUCUCGGGAUACCAUUCAUGGCCACCACUAACACGCUUAUUGACGUAAAGAACGGGAUGCUAAAUAUGACGGUGUUGGGCGAGUCCGUAUCUAUUUCAGUCCGAGAGGCCACAUCUGCAUCCUCGGUGAAUUUUGUGGAGGAAUGCGCAUUUGUUGAUAUAACUGACCCGUUCGUCGAAGAGAUAGCCCAACAAGAAUGGAAAGCAAGGUACAUACCCGAUUUUGAAGAUAACAAAGAACCAACC
Molecule: messenger RNA, 1371 nt
Organism: Striga hermonthica
Lineage: Eukaryota; Viridiplantae; Streptophyta; Magnoliopsida; Lamiales; Orobanchaceae
Source: the annotation of a GenBank genome assembly